Peniophora sp. CBMAI 1063 is the source of this 1128-nucleotide messenger RNA. The record is from the annotation of a GenBank genome assembly. NCBI's taxonomy places the organism in Eukaryota, Fungi, Basidiomycota, Agaricomycetes, Russulales, Peniophoraceae.
AUGUCGACCAACUCCAGUGACGCAGAGGCGCGCUUCGAGAAGGCCCUCACCUUCGUAACUCAAGCCGCCUCCGAACACGCCUUUCCUCUUCUUCUUGAGACGGCCUUGACGUCAAUAUUCACUGUCAUGCUGGUCUACUUCCUCUUCCAACGCUGGCCAAUUCGUCGCGGAACAUCGAUAUGGCCGCUAGGACUGGCCCUCUGCAUGUACACGCUGGCAACCGGAAUGUGGGCUCUUGACAUAGUCAUUCUGAGUCAGUACCUGUAUCGAGGCACAGCCUACGAGCUGUCAAUUACUCCCGACCCGGAAAUCAAGUCCUCCUUUCUCCGGGUACUCGACGGGGUGCAACUAGCGGAGAACUUGCUGACACAGGCAAUCUACAUUAUGAGCGACUUAAUCACACUGUGGAGAGUAUACAUCGUGUAUCAGAGACCGAAGUGGCUGUUGUGCCUAUUGAUCUUCACGGGCCUUCUUGAGACAGGGUGCUCUGCGGGCUUCAUAGACGCCACACAAUACGUGGGUCAAUAUCAAUCCGAGGUGCACUUCGAAGUGGUGGUCAAGGCUCUGUACGUGACUGUGGCAGCUUCUACGACAGCCUGUCAGGUGUUUGCUUCGACCAUGAUCGGCUACAAAGCAUGGUCGCACUGGAAGGAGAUCAAGGAGUUCGUUGGGCCCACUAACUCGCGACGAACCAUCCACAUACUUGUCCUGAUUGUGGAGACGGGACUCAUCUACGCCGCGCUUUGGAUCUGGUUCGUGCUCAUAUGGGCAUAUAACGCCCAUGAUAUCACGGCAUUCUACUGGUCGGGAUACUAUAUGAUCACCCUAUCAGCAAUGUAUCCGACUCUCAUUGUCAUGCUCGCUUCGGCGCAUGGGUCGAUCGUAGAGCGAAGCGUCUACGUUCCCUCUCGUGCGAGUGCCAUAGACAUCGUCAUCCCGGCAAUCGCAUCGGCUUACCAGGCGGAGUUGUCUCACAGCUCUCCGGAAGGCCCUGACAUGUCCCAAGCAUUCACGGACCUGAGAUGCGAGCAGAAGAUAGAGCAGUCGGUCAUGAGCGCAAAGUUUCCGCCAGAGAAGCUCACCACAUCGACUCCAGAUAGCCUCGCUCACAACGAGCUGAUAGUAUAA